Molecule: messenger RNA, 2601 nt
Organism: Astrephomene gubernaculifera
Lineage: Eukaryota; Viridiplantae; Chlorophyta; Chlorophyceae; Chlamydomonadales; Astrephomenaceae
Source: the annotation of a GenBank genome assembly
CACGCAGGAGUCGUAGGCAUUGAAGCAAUAAGCGCUUACGCAACUUGCGUUCACGUCUCUAGACGUACUCAUAGUAUUGCAUUCGCUUGCAAAUGGCUGAGGACGACGUCAUGGCCAAUGCACCCGCUGAGGAUCUGCACGCUGAAAAUCCCCCAGUUGAAGGUGCUCUUGCUGAGGAGCCAAUGGAGGACGCCAGCACUGAUCUGGCUCCCUUGCCCGACGCUGGCGACACUGUAAAUGACGUUCCUAUGGAUGAUGAUCUUGACUACUCGGAGGUCGGCAAGGAAAUUAAGCUUACGGACGACGGCGGGGUCAUCAAGAAGGUCAUUACCGCGGGUGACGGCUGGGAGACACCCGAGGCAGGCGAUGAGGUGACCGUGCACUACGUGGGCACGCUGGAGGACGGCACCCAGUUCGACAGCAGCCGCGACCGGAACCAGCCCUUCGUGUUCCCGCUGGGACAGGGCCGCGUGAUCAAGGGCUGGGACACGGGUGUGGCCCGCAUGAAGAGGGGCGAGAAGGCGCUGCUCAUCUGCAAGCCCGAGUACGCGUACGGCCCGCAGGGCAGCCCGCCCAAGAUCCCGCCCAACGCCACCCUUCACUUUGAGGUGGAGCUGCUGAGCUGGCGCAGCGUGAAGGACAUCUCGGGUGAUGGCGGCGUCAUCAAGACCAUUCUUGCGGAGGGAUCUGGGUGGGAGCAGUGCCAGGAGCUGUUCGAGGCCAAGGUGUCGUACAUCGCACGUGUGGCGGGCUCCGAAACCCCCUUCGCCUCCUGCCCCCCCGAGGAGCCGGUGGUGUUCCCCACGCGGGAGGGGCACCUGGUGCCGGCGCUGGCCACCGCGGUCAAGACCAUGAAGAAGGGCGAGAAGGCGGCGCUCAAGGUCAAGCCGGCAUAUGGUUUCGGAGAGGCCGGCAGCGAGCAGUACGGCGUACCGCCCAAUGCGGAUCUUGAGAUCGAGCUCACCCUGCAGGGAUGGAACCACGUGGAGAACGUCAACCCCGAGGGCAGUGUCGUCAAGAAGACGCUAGUGGCUGUAGACAGCGAGUACCGCAAGCCGAAUGAGGGCGCCAAGGUCACGCUGCGGGUCACCGGCACGCUGCUGUCCGACGGCGGUGUGUUCAUGCGGCACGGGGAGGGCAACGAGCUGCGGUUCACCACCGGGGAGGAGCAGGUGGUUGAGGGCCUGGAGGAGGCGGUGAUGAAGAUGAAGCGCGGCGAGCGAGCCAUCAUCACCAUCACCGACCCCGCGCUGGGCUACGGAGCUGCGGGCGCGCAGCCCUCGCAGCCGCAGCAGGAGGGUGCGGGUGCGGGUGAGGCCCAACAAGAGGCCCAACAGCAGCAGCAGCCGCAGGGCCCCCAGCUGCUUGCCGCUGUGCCGCCCGACAGCGGGCUGCAGUUCGAGGUGGAGCUGGUGGAGUUUGAAAACGCCAAGGAGUCGUGGGAAAUGUCGGAUGCGGAGAAGGUGGAGGCGGCACGGAACAAGAAGGACAAGGGCAACGCCUACUACAAGGCGGGCAAGCUGGCCAAGGCCCAGCACUACUGGGACAGGGCAGUCAGCGCCGUACAGUACGACAAGCCCUUCUCGGAAGACCUCAAGCAGGCGUCUCGCGAGGUGAAGCGCAGCUGCUGGCUGAACCUGGCCGCGCUGGACAUCAAGCGGGCGCACUGGAAGGACGCGCUCCGGAACUGCAACAACGUUCUGGAUGUGGACAGCCAGAACGUCAAGGCGCUGUACCGCCGCGCUCAGGCGCACAUGGGUCUGCAGGACCUGUUCGAGGCGGAGCAGGACCUCAAGAAGGCGCAGUACGCGGAGCCCAACAACGCCGACGUGGCCGCCCUCAGCCGCAAGCUCAAGGCCGCCAUGCGCGAGCAGAACAAGAAGGAGGCCUCGCUGUACUCCAAGAUGUUCAAGUUCUCCGCUGCGGCCGCCAAGACGCCUGCUGCGGCGCCGGCGGCGGAGGGCGGCGCGCCGGAGGUGGUGGUGAAGGAGCAGGAGGCGGCAGUGGAAGGGGGGGUCGCGGAGGCGGCGCCGGCGGCUGCUGCUGCGGUGACGGUGGGGCCGGCUGAGGUGACGGCGGCGUGAGAGGGAGGGGAUUGAGGUGUGGAUUGUGGUGGGUUUGAGGGGUUGGAAUGAUGUGAAGGAAAGCGGUGGGGUGAGUUAAAGGUGAGUUAAAGGUGAGUUAGAGAGGACAGUUGGUUGCGGGGUUUAUGCAUGGGUUGUUGUGGCGUGCAGGAGUGGAAUGCGGCGGUCUUAGAAGAUUCGCAAGGUGCAGCUAUCCUGGAUUAAGUUGCCUCGCACGUAUUCGGGAUCGGGACUUAACUGGAGAUGCAGUGCAUGGCUUGGCGAGGCACAAAGUUAUUUUUCAUCCGCGUUAAGGCUAGGGAGAGGCAGUGAGCUGUGAGAGAGCGUGUGUCGUGCAGCGUUGGCAUACUUUGGCCGACAUAAUUGCAGUUGUCUCUCCUAAACGUCGGCUUGGCCUAAUCUUAUGUGUGAACAGGCUUAGUGGCUCGGGCGGGGAGGUGGAGGGAGUGGAGGUGUGCGAGCGUAAGCAUAAGUACUGAUGCUAGCUGUAAAUAGCCAGCUGUAAGGAAGAAGAGCA